Micropterus dolomieu (smallmouth bass) is the source of this 7937-nucleotide messenger RNA. RefSeq names its product zinc finger protein 850. Gene Ontology annotation, cellular component: nucleus. Gene Ontology annotation, molecular function: DNA-binding transcription factor activity, RNA polymerase II-specific; RNA polymerase II transcription regulatory region sequence-specific DNA binding. NCBI's taxonomy places the organism in Eukaryota, Metazoa, Chordata, Actinopteri, Centrarchiformes, Centrarchidae. The record is from RefSeq and is a predicted model, not a curated record. Bases 219 to 5192 code for a protein of 1657 amino acids. The transcript is spliced from 4 exons. Gene Ontology annotation, biological process: regulation of transcription by RNA polymerase II.
CCUCAUUGGCUGGUGUGACCCCCGCAGGCCCGCCACCUCCCAGGUGGGCCCAGAUUGGCUGGAACUACACUGACGGCUAUUGGGGAGAAAAUGGCCGCCACCGCCACCCCCAGCUGAAGAGCUAAGGCCUACUGUUUCCUCCUCCACUUCCCUAACGUCACUGUUCAUUGCUUUGUUGUGAACCGUGAUUCCCGCCAACCGAUUUGCUUUAGAGUACUAUGGCAAUGCAUGAUAUGAGUCGUGCCAAGGGUUUCCCCUGUAAAGAGUGUGAUAUGGUUUGCCCGAGUACUCCAAGUCUUCUAGAGCAUAUGAAAGCACAUUAUCAGCAAGAAGAGACCGGACGUUUUGAGUGUGAACAGUGUGGCCGAAUUUACAAGCACGCAGCUAGCCUAGCUAAUCAUAAAAAAUCUCACGAAGUGGGUUCAUUCCAGUGUCCUGUUUGUACCCGGACCCUCCCCAACGCAGUAGCUUUGAAGAACCACUUACGUAUCCAUACACUGUCCCCCAGUAGUGCGCACACAGAAGAAGAAAGCGAAGAAGUACCUGAAGAAGCAGGCCACGACGAGAGGGACUACGGCCUCGCCCAAGACCUCUCAGACGGGUUUGGGCGCUCACAUUUGAACAAUAGUGGUAUGGGACAUAGUGUCCUACAAGGCCACGAGACAGACGACCACGGAAAAAAAGGCUCCCCUGAGUCCGACGACGCUUGGGACAGACCAUUCAAGUGUGAUCAGUGUGACAGAACCUACCGGCACCACGGUAGCUUGGUGAACCACAAGAAGUGUCACCAGCAAGGAACUUUCAAGUGCUCUGUGUGUUUUAAACAAUUUAGCAACCUGGCUGCCCUAAACAGCCACGAGAGAACUCACUCGAAGUUCAAGACCCCCGGGGCAUCCAUGGUGAGCAGCAGCAGUAGCAGCAGCAGCCUCCACGACUCGGAGCGCAGCAGUGGCACCCAGUCAUCCCAGGGCGACGACACUGCUUCCUGUUUCUGCCACCUGUGCCAGGUAGCGCUGCCGAAUAAAACAGACUUUCAGGAGCACAUCCUGCUUCACAACUCGGCUUCGCCUUCCCUCGGACUCCCACGCAGUUUCCCAGGCAUCAUGCCGCACAAUCUGAGUGCGGUUCGAUCCCCAGCUUACACCCCUGCCCUGGGGGACCCUCUGCCUCUCCCACCUUUGCCCAGUGACAAAAGAGGUCCCUAUGACCCCAUAAUGGGUCCUCCAGUCAACAAUCCCAUCUAUACAUGUGCAUACUGUGGAGCAGGACACCCAGAUCUGGACACCUUGAAAGUCCACUAUCUGACUCAUGACCCCCACCCUGGCUCCCAUGGCCAGGACAGCUCCAUCCUCAACUCCGACACACUAAGCUCUGGAUCACAGGGCUCUGUGUCUUCUCCCUCUGGAGGCCGUGUGCCUCAGGCCAAUUCUCCAGAUGAUGGUGAGCGCCGCUUUAAGUGUGGGGAGUGUGGCAAGAGCUACCGGCAUGCAGGAAGCCUGGUCAACCACAAACGCUGCCAUCAGACAGGCCACUACCAGUGCACUAUCUGCUGUAAGCAGUACCCUCACUUGGCAGCACUACAUAGCCACCUACGAAGUCACAAGGGGCGUCCCUCAAACCAGCCUAUUGGUAACGACAGCAAUGACUGGCUAUCUCCAGAGCCGCUAACUCUGGACUCCCAGCAGAGCUAUGUCCAGGAAGGCAGCGGUGCCACCACUCCAAUCUCUUUGCCAGGAAACCUUGGUGAUGCUGCCCACUUUGUGCCAGAUGGUGGCCACAGCAGUGGGUUGGACUCUCUUGAGUUCCACGAUCGCUUUGAUGGCAGCUCACUUUCCCAGAGCAACUCUGCUCACCGUCAGGCCGAUAGACAUGUGUGUGCCGACUGCGGUGAGAUGUAUGGAGACGUGUCUGGCAUCAAGUCGCACAUGUGUCCCCGCCGUGGCCAGCAGCCGCAGCAGAGCAACAUGUCUAACGGUUUUAUGGGGAACAUGAACUACCACGGCUCCAGUGGUGGAACUGCCUUGCCUGCUGGGAGUUCCAGCAGCCUGAAAGAAGGCAGCAGCCAACGGCAAUACUCCCAGAGUGGAGGCAAGAGAAUGGGGAGCAAUGAUAAAGAUGACGAUGAUGAUGGAGAAGUCUAUCAGUGCUCGGUGUGUGGCAACCACUACGCUAGCCUCAGAGCCCUCAGGAGCCACCUGCGUAGCCAUGCCAAUAACCCAACAGGGGCAGGACCUUCCAACCUAGAGCAGGAGUGGAGGAUGAUCUGCUCCACCUGUGGUCAGAGCUUCGCCAGGAAGCAGGACCUCUUGAAUCACCAGUUAGUCCAUGGCCCCCAAAGGCCGGACAGCCAGCAACAGGCUAUUGGAAGCAGCUCAGCUAAUGGCAAUGACAAGAUGGAUGGACGCAACCACAUUUGUGUUGACUGUGGCAUGUUUUUUGCUGACCGCCACCACCUGAUAACUCACCUGUGCCCUGGAAAAAAUCGGGCCAGCUCACUGAGCAAACAGGGCAUGAACGGAGCCAAAGGGAUGUCUGGAGGCGAUGGCGUCGGCGGCGGGGUUGCUGGAGGAAGCCGUGAUGUUGGUGGCGAUGGACGUAGGCCUAUGGUUGACCAAAGUGACAAGCCCCACAAGUGUGACCAAUGUGGACGUGGAUACAGACACCCCUGCUCACUCCUUAACCACAAGAAGUCCCACAAGACUGGUGUUUUCCGCUGCUUGGUGUGCCAGAAACGCUACUACAAUCUACUGGCUCUCAAGAAUCACCAAAGGACCCACUUUGAUCUAAAGAGGCACAAGUGUGAGGAAUGCGGCAAGGCUUUCAAGAUCCAAAAGCAGCUGAUCAACCACCUCCGUCUCCACGAGGAGCACCGGGCCAAAGGUCUUGUUCGGACCGGCCCCAACGGUUCCCGCUUCCAGCAGCCCGGCCCAUCUCAAAUGCAGACUAUGAGAGGGGAGUCGUCAAAGGGCCAGGUAAUGGGCGUGAAAUACAGCCACCAAGCAUUCAAAAAGCCCUACUCUUCAGCUGGAACGUCCAGGCCCCAGAAGUUUGACCCAGCUGAAACUGGACGGCGGCCUUUUUCAUGUGAAGAAUGUGGAAAGACAUACCGCCAUGCAGGCAGCCUGGCUAAUCACAAAAACCUUCACAAAAUUGGGGAGUACCACUGCAACGUUUGCAACUCCACAUACCCCAACAGGCUGGCAAUGAAAAACCACCUGCGCCUCCAUUUUGCCCAGAAAAAGCACAACUGCCAAGAGUGCGGUAAGGGCUUCCGCACCCAGAGGCAGCUAGCUACCCACACUACAGCUGGCCUGUGCAAAGGCCCGCAGGGCCCCGGUGCCCAGAUGGAUUUUGAGUGUGAUGGCUGCUGUGAAGGCUUUGCCACAGCUGAUGAGCUCGCAGCCCACGACUGCCCAGCCCAGCACCUGCCUUCGUCCUCCUCCACCAACAGCUCCACCAACAUCAGCAUGGAGAGAAGCUCCGUGGACCUGGACUCGGACGAGAGACCCUACGCCUGUGACCUGUGCAGCUGCGCCUACAAACACGCGAGCUCCUUGCUGAACCACAAGCACACCCACAAGACGGGCAACUUCCGGUGCAACUUCUGCGACAAGCCCUACACCAAUUACAUGGCGCUACGAAACCACAUGCGCAUUCACACGCAGCGGAAGAAGCACAUCUGCCACACAUGUGGGAAAGCCUUCCGGCUGGCCAGGUUCCUUCGCAACCACCAGAAGGUCCACGAGGAGGGUGCUACCCCCUUCGGCUGCCCCACCUGUGGGAAGAGUUUCCAGGGGAGAUCCGGUCUGGCCAGGCACCGCUGCGGGGACAACCAGGUAGGCAUGGAAGUCAGGAGGAAGGCCGCUGCACCCCCGGGAGAGGGCGAAGAGUGUCGGUACACAUGUGAUCAGUGUGGCCGCUCCUACCGCCAUGCCAGCUCCCUCCUCAACCACAAGAACACCCACACUGUCGGCAUCUACCACUGCGCCGUGUGCCUCAAGACCUACUCCAACCUGCUUGCCCUGAAGAACCACCGCCGUAUCCACUCUGAGACACGGCGCCACCGUUGCCACGACUGCGGCAAGGCCUUCCGUGUUUCCUCCCAGCUCUACAACCACCGACGCGUCCACCAGAAGCAACGGGAACUGACCUGCAGGUCCUGCCAACGAGCCUUUCCUACGCAUGCCAGCUUCAGGCUCCACAUGGAGAUCACCCAUGGCCAGGCGCCGCAGCCCCGCCAGCCCAGACCCCAGCAGCCCCGACCGGGGGGCUCCCAGGAGCUGGGCUGGGGGUCAGGCCUAGACCUCACCUUGAUGCAAGAGCAAGGACUCGACCCCAGCAGCAUGACCAAAGCCCGCAGCCGUGGGGGCAGCACUGAGGUUAUCAAGUCCCACGUCUGUGACCAGUGUGGGAGGUCUUACCGCCACGCCAGCUCCCUGCUCAACCACAAGAACAGCCACAAGACCGGGACCUACUUCUGCAAUUCCUGCCAGAAGGAGUUCCCCAACCUGAUGUCCCUCAAGAACCACAGACGGAUCCACACCGAGCCCAAACGCUACCAGUGCCCCGACUGCGGCAAGUCGUUCCGGGUGUCCACCCAACUCAUCUGCCACCGCCGCAUCCACACCAAGGAGAAACCGUUCUCCUGCCAGCAGUGUGACAAGCGCUUCUCCUCCAAGUCCAACCUGAGGCACCACAUGAAGGUGCACUGGAGCAACUCGACGGCGCCCCCUCCCAUGGCCAUGGGUGCGCCCAACUUCCUGGAUCUGAGUUCGGGGGGUUCGACCAGCAGCUCCAGGAGCUUCGUCUGCAGUCAGUGUGGGCGGUCUUACCGCCACGCCAGCUCCCUGCUCAACCACAAGAACAGCCACAAGACCGGGACCUACUUCUGCAACCACUGCCAGAAGGAGUUCCCCAACCUGAUGUCCCUCAAGAACCACAGACGGAUCCACACCGAGCCCAAGCGCUACCGGUGCCCAGACUGCGGAAAGUCCUUCCGGGUGUCCACGGCGCUUAUCUGCCACCGCCGCAUCCACACCAAGGAGAAGCCGUUCUCCUGCCAGCAGUGUGACAAGCGCUUCUCGUCCCGGUCCAACCUGAGGCACCACAUGAAGGUGCACUGGAGGGGUCCGCCACUGUCCAGAGGGAGGUCAUCCGCCUUCCUCACCGUCACCUCCAGACCUUUCAUCUAAAUCUAAACCUCACUGGUCUUUCUGAAACAGACUUCCCCGGACCGCGUGGUCUCCUGAGGAACACCAUGUGGAGGUUUUGGUCUGUGGGUUCGGGUUUAAAUUUUAUCAGUGACUGAACACCUGAUAUCAUUAUAUCACUGAGAUAUUUCACCUGAAAACCAUCAGUCUGAAUUUAUCAGUUUUAAGUUCCCCUCUUCGAGGUUUUUCCUGGUUCCUGAUGUGAAACAAAAGAAGUUCGAAAAUAUCUGGUUCUGUGAACAAAAGACAAAGUCAACUGCGACUCCCAUGGUGCAUUUCACUGUCAAACAGUAAAUCACAGAGCUUCAUAUACUGCUGUGUGUUCAAUAACAACAAGCUAAAUGUAAAUUGCGUUUGGAAAACUGAUUAUUUCAACGCGAUUCAUUCUCAUUGCAUUUAAAAUUCUCUCUGAUUGAUGGUUUAUCUCCAUAGCAACAGCAGCUGAGGCUCAUGGGUAUUUAGAGACAGACAAAAACACAAUUUAUCAGAAAACAAGGGUCAGUUAUUCAAACUUCCAAUCACUUUCACGACUACAGUAUAAGUCUCUCUUUUUUGGAUCGGGUGACGUUCUGAUCAGUUCCAUUCAGUUUUGAUAUUCAGCUUUUACCUUGAAUUUUGGCGUCUGAAUCUGAUAAACUAGAGUUUAUUUACUUGAAUGUUUUGAUCCGAGUCGUGUUAUUGCCCUAUGUGCUAAUAACGGAUUUCAGUGAUGUCAUGUUGUUUUUUCAGGAUGAUGUGUAACUCUGGUGCAUUUACAGCAGUGGCAACGUCUCGGAUAUUAAAUCAACAAAUAAAUAUAUAGAAACUAAAUGUAGCAGUUUGAAUAGAUAUUAUAGUUUUAUCAUCAUCGUUUUUUAUCAACAAGUCCCCCAACCUAAACGACAGCAUAUAUCGUUUUAUCCAUCCCAAAACGACACAUAUGAGCAUUAAACACUGUGAACGAGCGUUACCACUAAUGUUGUGAAACGGUCACACUUUGGUUACUUUUAUGAAAAACAUUGUGGUUUGGGUUAAAAUAAGUACAUUAUAUAAGUCACGUGACACAAGUCAGUUAAAACUGUUCUCCUAAGUAAGUCCAGUUUUCAGCCAUCCAACCACCCCGUCCUACCUCCUUAUGCGGACUCCCUGCCUAUUUAUAAUACGUCACCCGACGUCCUCCUUUGCUACCGUCAUAUUACCACUAGAGGUCGUUGCCACAAUAAAAGUAAAUAUGGGUCGUCAUAACGUGCUGCACAAACAACAUAUAGUUUUAAGUCCAAACCACAUAAAUUCAGAUUGAUGGUUGACGAACGAAUUUUGGAAUUAAAUUUCAACAUGAUGUGUUUUAGCAGUUAUUUAGGUUUUCAGUGAGUUAUUCAGUUUCUUACAUGAUUCAGAUCCUUUCAUGAGCAGGAAACCUGGAAGCUGAAGCUCUUCUCUUCAUGGAAACUUAAAUGUGCGUAUUUUUUCUCUGACUUUGUGAAGCUCUCUGAGUUUCUCUCCGUCGAUGAUGAACGGCACUCGGAGGCUUAGCUGAACGGGUCUGAACACUUUUACACUCUGAGUGAAGCGGCAUAUUGCGUCGUCGUUGUCGUCACUUCCUCCUGAUGAACUGAGCUCGCCGAGUGUUUUAGUAGAUAUCAGACUUUAUCUAUUGGGAUAUAUUUUAGGUUUAAAGACGUCAGAGUGGAUGAUGGGUCUUCUGUUGUUUCCACUACCUCUUCCUCUAAUCUUGGUGUACUAGCUCCUAUUUGUUCCUCUCAUGUAAUCCUGAUUUUCUGUUUUAUGCUCUGGUUUCACGUCAUUGAACGAAGCGAAGAGUGUUGUUGUUGUAGAGUCAAGAAGCAGAAACAUUUUAAGCCCGUGGAAGCGUCUUUUUCCUCGGCGUCACGCUGUCUGGAGCGAGACCAUUCAGAUCUCAGCAGCUGUAAAUGCAAAGAAGCAUAGAUCAGAUGAUAUUUAUCAGAAAACAUGUCCAGAUACAGAUCACAUGUGAAGGCCAGGUGAAGACAGGGCCUUUGUAAAACUUGUCCAGAGGGAAAAUAGAGGAAAUGAAAGCAAGGAUUCUUUUUUUUAGAUGAUCUUUGAGUGAAAACAACAGCUCAUUUCAUUCAUAUAAACUCUCUUUCCUCUGACAGACUGUAAGACUUCACAGCGUCUCUUCAGACUGAAACUUAAAACGUUAACUUCUAACAAACUCUGAAGUGGAGGAAGAAGGCGAAGAUGAACAGAGGACGUCGACAUGGACAAACAUGAGGAGAUUCUGUUUUUUACACUACGGAGGAUAAACAGUGUUCCUUCCUCUUCUUCUGUUAGCAUUUAAGACUCAUAACGUACAGACGUAAAGCAGAGAAAAAACUGGGAAAAUGUAGUUUCAUGGGUGUUUGGACGCCUUCAGGUCAGCAAAGGAACUGUGAACUUAGCUGCCCUGACGGGAAUCAUCAUCAUCCUCCGAAGGACUGUCGAGGUCAGAACCUCAACACUCAGACUGUUUUUAACUUCAACACCAAAAUCAAACCAUCAACACGGAAGUCCAUUUAUGUCAUGUGGGGAAAAAAACUAUCAUAUGUUUUUUAUUCACUAUUAAGUGUUUCUGAAUCUUGUAAAUAUAAAAAAAACUUAAAUAUGUCCUGUAAUUGUAAAGUUGUAAAGUUUCAGUAUUUGUAGAACACUUUGAAACUGCCUCCUGGAUGAACUGCAGGAGCUAAUUAUGACAAACUCUCAUAAAUAUGAGAAACGGCAUCAUAA